This is a messenger RNA of Sinocyclocheilus grahami, 1371 nucleotides long. RefSeq lists its product as uncharacterized. Bases 456 to 1118 code for a protein of 220 amino acids. Gene Ontology annotation, biological process: positive regulation of immune response; positive regulation of cytokine production; neutrophil activation. NCBI's taxonomy places the organism in Eukaryota, Metazoa, Chordata, Actinopteri, Cypriniformes, Cyprinidae. Gene Ontology annotation, cellular component: extracellular region. Gene Ontology annotation, molecular function: cytokine activity; cytokine receptor binding. The transcript is spliced from 6 exons. The record is from RefSeq and is a predicted model, not a curated record.
AUGACUCGAGUCUUCAUCUCAUGUCGGUGCGCAUCAUGUUAAUAAUAUUUCUCGUUCAUUUCUUUGAACAUACUAGUGCAUAUUUAGCAAUUUACCAAGAGGACUUCGUUUGAAGUCCUUAAAUAACCUUAUCUUAAGGUCCUAUGUCAGUGGACUUCUAACCUCCGUUCCUGCUUUCAUGAACUGGCUUCUUCGUGGAUCCGAGAUUACUGUGUGUUUAACACCCCAAACAAACAUGUUGCCGAGUUACACAGAAGGAAGAGCACUGGCACUGCGCUUGCAAGAGACGCAUGGCAAAGUGAAAGAGCUCUAUGGGCGGUGUGUGUGUGUGUGUGUGUGUGUUUUCACUAGCAGAUUCACCAGUGCGCGCACAUAGGACGAGAGGAAGAAGCCUGCAUUGUGCGCUCAUGGAUUAAUAUCCAGCUGGAGCAAUCAAUAGGAUUCUAUAUACCUCCAUGAUAUACUUCGAGGACUUUUACAUAACAAGAACAUGUGAACUUAACGCAGUUGUCGUGGUUGGCCAACCAACAAUCUCGCUUUCGAUGAUUUUAAUGACCCUCUUCCUUGCCUUCAUCGUAGGAUUGUGGAAUAAGCCAACCAAGCUAAAAUCAAUGAGAACUGGAAGAUGUGCUUGUAACCCUUGGUGCUUCGAGAAUCACAUGGAAUGCCCUUUGAACUCAGAGGUUUGGAAUUCUAUCUUAAUUCUGAGCUGUCUAAGUGCUCUGUUGCCCGUGGCUGAAGGUCAUAAAACACAGGCACUGCAAGACAUCCAGGACGCACUCCAAGACAGCAAGACCAAGCUUUUAUUCCAACAUUCUAAUGCGAGUUUGUAUACACCAAACACUGAUGAUAUCCAGAAUUGCACAUUUAAGUUUUUUGACUGUUUUCUGAUGGAGAUGAACGUUCUCUUGCAUGACGAAGACCCAACAAAUGAAAACAAGCACAAGCCCGUGAUAGAGAAAUCUUUAGAAGUAUAUAACAAAAAUAAGUGUUCAGAGCGACAUCCUUGUGAACUACAAGAACUUGCCCCCUCCAAGAAGUUCUUGGAGAAGAUGACAGAGUUCCUUGAGAAACAGCAAACUCUUUGCAGACAAACUUCUACUAUAACAUGCGACUAAAAUCAUUCUUUAUUUCCCUGAAAGCAUGUACAAUAAGCUCAUUUAUCUGUUGUCAUUUUAAAUUAUGCUAGUCUUUUAUUUUUGUUAUUAAUAUUUAUAUCACCUCAGUCUGAAAGUGUCACUUUAUUAAUGCUGUAAGAAUGAUAUAUUUUUGUAACAAAGGGGUUUUGUGAAUGAUUGUUGAACUGUGAACGUCUUGUAAGUGUACAGAAUUUGAAGGUGAAAAAUUGUUUAAUGUAAAACAGGUUUUAUA